ACUAAAAUCUAAUUCUUUUCCAACUUUUAUUUAUUUUCUAUUAAAUUUUCUCCCCUGCUAUAUUUGUAUAAGUAUAGAAGAAGAGAUCAAGAGAGUCAAGAGAAGAGAAUCCUACCACAGAGUUUCAACAGUUGGUUUAAGUUACAAGUCUAACAAAGUCUCUUCACACAUACACACGUCUCUCCCAAGUCCCAACAACCAAUCAUCUCCAUCAGCUCAGCCUAAUUUCUCGUUUCCGUUGGUUUUCUUGAAAACUCUCUUCUCUAUUUCUCAAUAUCUUCAAACUAGCCGGUUCAAGAAACUUCAGGAAGAUGUCUUCCAUGUUGGGUUGUUCUGGUGGCACCGUAGCGAUCGCAACCGCCAUGGUUUUCUCGAGCACUGCUCUGUUUCUCGCGAUGGCUCGACAGUUCCAUGGGAAGAUUCAUGAUCAAACUCCACCACCGAUACUCCGUUCAUGUCUAUCUUCAGAGGAAACGAAGAAACAGAGGAAGAAGAAGAGAGUUCGCUUCGCGGGGAAUGUGAAAGAUACGAAAGGGAACGGGAAAGAGUACCGGAAGAGGGAAUUGAGCAGGAGAACCGUACCGGAGCCAGUGACUAAACCGGGUAAGACCGGUUCAGUUUGUGGAAUAUCAACGAUGCCAGCGAACCGGAUGGCUCUGUAUCACGGGAUUCUCAGAGACCGAGAUCACAGAACUCAAUGUUCUUAUUGACUUUUCUUCUUGACCAAACAAGUCAAAAUAGAUUUUGGUUUGCAGAUUUUUCUGUAAUAUACUUUUUUUCUUGGUAAAUUCAGAAUAGUAGUAGGUGGCCUUCUUGCUCUUCUUUUUGAUUCAUAGUAGUAGUAGUUGGUCUUCUUGCUCUCUACUUUUCUAAUUGUUUGUUAUAAAAUCAAAGUGACGAUGUAAAUAAGUGUCAUGUAAUAUAUAGAUUUGAUUGUAAAACUUGUAUGUUUGCUAAA
Brassica napus (rape) is the source of this 958-nucleotide messenger RNA. RefSeq lists its product as uncharacterized. NCBI's taxonomy places the organism in Eukaryota, Viridiplantae, Streptophyta, Magnoliopsida, Brassicales, Brassicaceae. Bases 312 to 710 code for a protein of 132 amino acids. The record is from RefSeq and is a predicted model, not a curated record. The transcript has 2 exons.